CAGACGCAGAGCUGCAGAGCUGGAUACAAGCGGAGAUGAAGCGAUUGUGGAGACGGAAGGGCGCCAGGGCGGCGCAAGGGGAGGAAGACGAGGAGGGCACGCAUGGAGUGGUGACGGCUGACGAUGAUGUUGGCAGAGCAAGCCACAUGAACGAGGUGGUGGAGAACGAGGAGGAGGCGGGGCGCCGAAUUGGCCAGAUCGUGCAGCAGAGAGAUCAACAACAACACGAGCAGGGGCAGCCUCAAGGCGCAAGCAACAGCAGCACCAGCGGCGUCGGUGGCGGCGGCGAGGAGACCGUUGCGGUUGAUGAAGCUGUGCAACAUGUGGCUGCAGCAGCGCCCCAGGGCCGGGACAGCGGACAGGUGGCCAAGCGGAAGGCAAACAACGCACCACACCCGCAAUCACACAAUGCAACGGAGCAGCAGCAGCCGUCUCCAACAAGCAAGAAGGAGAAGAGACGACGCAAGAAGCACAAGCAGGGCAAAAAGGAGAAGCACAAAGAGACACAGCACCACGAGACGCCGCCUUUCUGCCAGUCCUUUGAGUGUACGCUCAACUGCUCCUCACCUGAUCUCGGCUGCACGCUGAUUGAGUAUGGCGACCUGCCGCCACGCAUCCAGCGUCUGCUCGUCACAGCGAGCGGCGUGUUUGUGGACUGGAUUGAUCCCAGCGGGAGGCUGGCCCACGACACCACAGUACAGAAAUACGAUCAGGUCGUUAGAGUGAACGAUGCAUGGGUUGUGAACAAGCCAACCAACGCAGCACUGCGUGCGCUUCACUACGCGGGCAAGACAAAGCAGAUCACGCUGCAAGUGUGGAGACACAAUGCCAUCGAUGCUCGUCAAGGGAGCCAGCAGGCGCUACUGUUCCACUCGCCAAAGCGCCAGGAAGCCAGCGAUACUCCAGACGCCACAAGCACUUCCCGUAUGGUGUCCACAAUCACCUUGGUAGCCGACUCGUUUGGAACCGGUAUCGAGCUGUCACCAACGGAUAUGGGCGAAAUCAUCGUCUCGCAUUUAACGCCGGGGCUGCCGGCAGCGAUUGAUGGGCGACUGCGGCACGCAGAUACCGUUCUUGCCAUCAACGGCAAGGGUGUGAGCGACGCCAACGUUGACGGAGCACAAGACGCCCUGAACGCGCCAGGAACCGUCCACAUCACCUUCGCAAGGGACCAAUCGGAAGCGGAUGUGCAGCACACGGCGGCGCUGCUGGCAACGGCCGCUGUCAAGGACCCAGCCACCAUCCACGAUACCAUGUUGGCCCACGCUGCCCGGUACAACGAUCUUGCGUUUGUGCAAGAGGAGCUCAGCCGCACAAGCGCACACCUCUUGCCAAGCCAACACAGAAGCCAACCUCAGCUCAGCCUCACGUUUUCACCGUCGCGUCACGCCGCGUCACAUCCAGCGCUGACACUGAAUGGGCACGCAGCCGGCGAAUCUUCGACAGAUGCACAGGAAGCAAAGCAGGUUGAUCUUGUCCACGCAAAGAUUGAGCGGAGAGAUGGCGAAGGAUUUGGAAUGACAGUGGCGGGAUUGGAGGGCGAGGACGUUCACGUUGGUUCACAGGGCGUCUUCAUCGCCGACAUUGUUCCGGGCGGUGCAUGCGAUCGCUGCAAAGCAAUUAGGGUUGGGGAUCAGAUUAUUAAUAUUGAGGGCAUGAAUGUUGUCGACGACACGUAUGACUCCGCCAUCACCCUCCUCAAAGCUUCCGGCCAAACUGUGUCGCUGGUGGUUGCACGACGGAAAGUGUCUUCAGCAUCCUCCGCAGCGGACGUCAACGGCAACAUCACAGACACAAGCACGGCGCAUUCACACGUGCACAACAAUUCCGCCAUCGUGCUGCAACCGCCCUCUGAUCCAACUGUCCUUGACUCCCUCUCCUACAACCUGAACCGCGCCCUCAGAACAAGUCGGGAGGAUGACAGGCUGGCGUACAUGGAGGAGUGGCACAAGGAUGUGGCGUAUGCGUUCAGCCAGCACGCAGCAUCCCGCCCAGAGGGUGUUGGGUACAUCAGCGAUGGUGGCAGCGACGACGUGGAUGGUGAUGGCCGUGGUGACUAUGGUUAUGGCGAAGGAAGCGGCGAUCACAUGUACACAAUGCGUGAUGCCGAUGGAUACGAAUACGGGCAUGAUGGCGCAGAUCCUGAACAUGACACGCACGACACCUCAUUCAUGAGCACCAGCGAGGCCAAUGGAUUGCGAACCACAAUCCUCUCGGCCACCCCGUUUACCAGCCACGACAUUUUGGUCUUUCGCGUGCCUGCACGCACCAGCGAGUCAUUUGGUGUUUCUGUCGCUGAUACCGUGUUGAGCGGCUACCCAGCCCACCUUGCAGCCAACCCCAACCUGCACUACCUUCGUGUGCAUGCAAUGGCCAAGGAUUCCAUGAUGCGUGACGUUGGCUUGCAGAUUGGCGAUUGCCUGCUUGGCUUCAACAACACGCCUCUCUUUGGCAUGCCACGCGAGGACGUGCUACGGCUCCUGCAUAAGGCGGAUGAUGCUUUCAUCUUGAUCGUUGGUCGCGAAUGUGACCAUGAUGAUGAUGGCGGUGGCGACGGCAGAGCUCCAAAGCAGCUUGUGGCCAUGACCAUUCAACACAUUCCACAGGCGAUGCCGCUGGUGCAAGUGCAUCCAGACAAGAUCCCCAACAGCGAACACACGUGUUUGGUGGUGGACAGUGUGGCGAGCAAUGCUCUUCCCCCGACAACUCACCCAGCAUCGUCCUUUCUCGACACCAGCCGUACUCACUUGGCCCACAACGACACUAAUACGGAGUACAGCGGGAGCCACAGCGACACUGGGCACAAUGCACACGAGCCCAAGUCGCAACGACUUGGUGACAACGAACCCAACAGUGCAAACACAGAUCAGCACAGCCCACACGGCCUCUUGCCUGGCGAUGUGUUGUUGUACGUCAACGAGCACUGCUUGGUGGAUACCGAUGACAUGACGCCUGCGAUUGACGCGAUUGCUGUUGGGUUCACACUCCGCUUCUUCCUCAUUCGAACGCUUGUUGCGUCAAAAGAACACGACGAGGCGCCACCUGUCAAUAUGGUAGAGUUUUCCCACUUGCGCGGAGCACAAGACUUGGUGGAAAUGACACGACAGCACCUGGAGCACCAAGUUCCGCCGUCACUCUCUCCAAGGCACCGAGCGCCGUCGUGGCAGAAGGCGGAGGCGUUGUUUGGAACACAUUCCGGAUGGUCCUCUCGGCGACCAAGCGAUUUGCUGGAGCAGAAAUUGCUUCCAGGCUCACGUGAUGCAUCCACGGGCGAACUGAAGAUUGCAAGCCGCCAGCGUCCCAUCCCGCUGCCCACACGCGCACACACGCACGCCUCCAUUGCAGAAGAAGUGGCACCCACACAAGCGCAGCAAGAACAUCAAGAGCAGCGCGUCACUGGGGAUCACGAUCGAAGCACCGCUGCCGAAGCACACGAGAUCAUGCAGAGCCCAAUCCCGCUUCCGCCUGGCAGCCUCCGAAUGGUUCCACUGUCGUCUGGAGACAGUGGAUAUGGCAUGGUGCUUUUAGGCCCGCACACGGCAGAAGACCCACUGGGCAUUUUCAUUCUGGGCAUCCACGCCAACUCCCCAGCGCGUGCUUGCAGGCAACUUGUGGUGGGCGAUGAGAUUCUGUUCAUCAACAACGUCGAUGUGGCGCAUGUCAUGCUCACAGAGGUGCAGACACUCAUGCGGGACUCGGCGCACCUGACGCUCACCGUCAAGCACGACACACAACGAUUCGAUCGCAUCAAGCAGAUGGCGAUGGACCGGGAGGCCGAGGAUGGCACAAGUAGCGAUGACGACGACGACGACGAUGAUGACGAUGAUGAUGAUGAUGCUGAAGGGGAGAGCGAAGCAAGCGCAGACGCAGAAACCAACGAGACAGCUGCCCCACAGCAGCGGGAGCAAGGCAGCAACCCCACUUCGCGCUCAACAAGCGAAGCACAUUCUCAACAACACCAACAACACAAACAACUCCAACAACAACAGCAACAGCAGCAACAUCGUCGGCAACUACCGACUCGGCCCAGCGGUGGCGCUGGUAUCGACACCACCACACCUGCCACCACCACCAAUUCCUCCUCCUCCUCAGCGACACCGGUGACAGACGCGUCACCACAACCAGCAGCUGUUGCGGCCGACAGAGGCCAGGCGGAGACGGUCGGUAUGGCCACGCAGCCAACCAGCAAGAGCAACGAGCAGCAGCAGCAGCAGCAGCAGCAGCAGCAGCAGCAGCAGCAGCAGGUGGAUGAAGAAUGUGGAAGCGGAGAUGAUGAUGAGCGUGUGUGGGUGGCGUUGCCUUCCCCUCCGCCCAAGCCGUCCUCUGCUUCAUCUGCUUCGGCGGAAAGGCGGAGCCCACGUGUGUCGACACGCGCGUCAGGCUCGCGGCCCAACACGGGCAAGCGCCGCAAAGGUUCACGCUCGCGAACCAAAUCGCGUUCUGUGACAUCGGACCACUCGCUGCUGUCGAGCGAGGACGGUGUGUGCUCGUCCAUCACCGCGACCACGAGCAGUGGCGAGCGACCCACCAGCCCGUCGUCGCUGACAAGUUCACGCGGUGCAUCCACACAGCCCAUGCCAAACCUGGACGUGGACAGCAAGGUCGCGCACCUGUGGAAGAGUGAUGAUGGCACGGGCUCGCGACAAACCCCAGCGUCCCGCCGACAGCCCAUGGUCAAUAUGCCCGCGCUCUCAGAGGAUUACGAGGCUGAGAGCAUCGUUGCAAAGGCGUGGAAGAACAGGUCUCCACAGGCGCCGCCCGUUCGCCGCCGCGCUUCGUUGGAAGAUAUGGAAAUCAUUCGCGUCGACGUCGAAUUCAACUUGAGAGUGACGGGUCUUGGGAUUGAUUUUGCCCCUGGAAAAUUGGAGGGCCACAAACACGACUACACCCUGGUGCAAAGCGUGUUCCCCUCGUUCACGCUUGGCAAGACGAGCAGCCUGCAGCGUGGAGAUGUUCUCUUGCGCAUCAACCAUCGCGACGUGAGCAGGAUGCGGUUUGCCGCCGUGUGCUCUCUCCUCUCCUCCUCUAUCACCGAUGCCAUUGCUCAGAGCUACGGGCUUGCACUCCGCAGCACACCUGAUGAGAGCACGGGGAAGCACGUGACAAUUGUGCGUGGCGUGAAGCCUGGGUCACACGCAGAGUCGUGCGGUGUCAGGGCAGGCGACCUUGUCAUGGCGGUCAACGGAACACCAGCGACGAAUCUCACACACCAGCAGGUACCAGAUGCUGUUGUUGUUGCGGUGUCAUGA
Messenger RNA from Salpingoeca rosetta, 5249 nucleotides. RefSeq lists its product as uncharacterized. The transcript is spliced from 30 exons. The record is from RefSeq and is a predicted model, not a curated record. Bases 36 to 5249 code for a protein of 1737 amino acids. Gene Ontology annotation, molecular function: protein binding. Lineage: Eukaryota; Choanoflagellata; Craspedida; Salpingoecidae.